UCCAGUUUUGGGGGGCUGUUCCCUGAGGAGGCUUCAUCAGUGACAUCACAGGGAUGGCCGCCUCCCACAGCCUACUUUAGGCGCCGCCGGGGGCCCAGGAGCCCGGACAGCCCAGGAGAGGAGCGGGACUUGGAGCCGGAGCUGCGGAGGGAAAGGGGGAGUCUGCGGCAGCCGGGGGCAUCCUCGCCCCCUUCAGGUGAGGACAAGCAGGAGGUCUUGGGCGUGCCCGCAGAAGUCUGCUUCCCGUUCUCUCUGACCCACUCUGAGAAUGGAGCGAUCCACCCGGGAGCUGUGUCUCAACUUCACAGUCGUCCUGAUUACUGUUAUCCUGAUGUGGCUACUGGUGAGGUCCUAUCAGUACUGAGAGGCCAUGCCGUGUUCCUGGGACGGACUGCGAUGCUCCAGAGCUGCCCGCCUAUGUCCUGAGACCCCACUGCUGCCAUGGAUGCCUGUCCUGGCGCCCCACAGCACUUGUGACCUGCACUCACAUGAUCCGAGGCUAGGAUUCACUGCGUGUGCUCUAAAGAUGCUGCUGUCAAGGGCUGCCAUGUGUUUGCCAGUGAGCAUUACAUUUAUUCCCCAACUCUUACUGCAAAUGUGUUAGACAAGCCACAAGGUUAGAAUUAAACUGGAUUCCUGAUGAUGCAUAAUUGUAA
Messenger RNA from Manis pentadactyla (Chinese pangolin), 656 nucleotides. It is a transcript of the gene SLN, whose product is annotated as sarcolipin. Gene Ontology annotation, cellular component: membrane. Bases 269 to 364 code for a protein of 31 amino acids. The record is from RefSeq and is a predicted model, not a curated record. Gene Ontology annotation, molecular function: enzyme regulator activity. The transcript is spliced from 2 exons. Lineage: Eukaryota; Metazoa; Chordata; Mammalia; Pholidota; Manidae.